This is a messenger RNA of Fusarium pseudograminearum CS3096, 1371 nucleotides long. RefSeq lists its product as uncharacterized. Gene Ontology annotation, molecular function: cyclin-dependent protein serine/threonine kinase activity; ATP binding. The transcript has 2 exons. Lineage: Eukaryota; Fungi; Ascomycota; Sordariomycetes; Hypocreales; Nectriaceae. The record is from RefSeq and is a predicted model, not a curated record. Gene Ontology annotation, cellular component: nucleus. The coding region runs from base 1 to 1371 and encodes 456 amino acids. Gene Ontology annotation, biological process: protein phosphorylation; regulation of mitotic cell cycle.
AUGUCCAGCAAAUCGCGGUGGGCCGACACGGAGGAAGACGCCCGCCUCGACGCCAAACUCAAGGAAGAAAAGAGACGAAAGAAGGCAGAAAAGGCACGAAAACUCGAAGAAGAGAAGAAAUCACAGGACGCAGCGAAGCAGAGCAACCUCGAAGCGGACGAUGAUAGACCCUCGAAGCGGCGGAGAAUUACACCCGAGCCAGGCGCAAAACAAGACGAGAAACUGCCCCCAGCCAAGCUGCUGCGAUUCCCGACUGGUAGCUGGGGCAAGUCCAGAAGCGUCGAGAAUUACGAAAAGUUGAACGAUAUCGAGGAGGGAACGUAUGGGUGGGUUGCGCGGGCGACGAAUAAAGCCACGGGCAAGGUCGUCGCAUUGAAGAGGUUAAAGCUGGAACCCCAGGAUCGCAACGGUCUACCGGUCACCGGUCUUCGUGAGAUACAAAUACUCAAGGAUUGCCAACACCGAAACAUUGUUGCCAUGGAAGAGGUAGUUGUGGGCGAUGAUGUAUCGCGGCCAGACAAUUCAUUAUUCUUGGUUCUCGAAUUCGUCGAACACGACCUCAAGUCCAUUCUAGAAGACAUGCCGGAGCCCUUCCUCUCCUCCGAAGUGAAGCGCCUUCUUCUUCAGCUCACAUCAGGUAUCGCCUACCUACACGACAACUGGAUUCUCCACCGCGAUCUCAAGACAUCCAACUUGCUUCUCAAUAACCGCGGCCAGCUGAAGAUUGCUGACUUUGGAAUGGCUCGUUACGUCGGAGACCCUCCACCCAAGCUUACCCAGCUUGUUGUCACCCUCUGGUAUCGCGCUCCUGAACUACUUCUAGGUGCGAAGACGUACGAUGCUGCGGUCGAUAUGUGGAGUGUAGGGUGCAUAUUUGGCGAGCUGCUCACUCGCGAACCUCUGCUCCAAGGCAAAAAUGAAGUUGAUCAAGUCUCGCGCAUCUUUGAGCUCUGUGGCGUUCCCACAGAAGAGACAUGGCCUGGUUUCAGACGUCUCCCCAACGCCCGCUCGUUACGCCUUCCUAAGACGCAGGUUGCCACGGGCUCUGUCGUUCGUGCUCGCUUCCCCAGCCUUACUAGCGCAGGCGCCGGUUUGCUGGGCGAUCUACUGUCACUCAACCCUGAGCGCAGGCCGUCAGCGCAAGAAAUGCUGCAAAACGAGUAUUUCCGACAGGACCCCAAGCCGAAGCCAGAGAGCAUGUUCCCGACCUUCCCUAGUAAGGCGAAUCAGGAGCGUCGUAGACGCGUAGAGCCUCAUGCGCCUGUGCGUGGUGGACAGGCUGCUUCUCUAGGCGACGCUGACCUGAGUGGCAUAUUCCAGGGGCGGGACAAGGAAGAGAAGGGAGCAGGAUUCCAACUGCGCAUGAUUUAA